CCCCGCACAUCUUCAUCGCCUAUCCUAUUGGCUCCGCGCCCCAUUGAAAAGCUCCAUCUCCCAGCGUCCUUGUGUCCCAACUCCACCUCGAAGAGAACAGAAGAAGACUCUCUCUCUUUUCACCUUUGCGACGAUUCACGACAUUUCAAAUCAAGCAGAAUAGACACAAUGGCUGACACCGGUCUCCCUCCAAACUGGGAGGUUCGCCACUCCAACUCCAAGAACCUGCCCUACUACUUCAACUCGGUCGAGAGAACCUCGCGAUGGGAGCCCCCCGCGGGCACCGACAGCGAAAAGCUCAAGCACUACAUGGCCGCCCACCACAGCGCCGGCUCGCGAUCGGGCGCCGCGCCUGGCGUCCCCGAGGGCAAGAUUCGUGCUGCCCACCUUCUAGUCAAGCACCGCGAGAGCCGCCGGCCGAGCAGUUGGCGCGAGGCUGAGAUUACACGAACCAAGGACGAGGCCAUGGAAAUCAUCAAGGCCCACGAAAAGACGAUUCGAUCUGGCGCUGCCUCGCUGGGCGAUCUUGCUCCCACCGAGUCCGAUUGUUCUUCGGCCCGCAAGCGUGGUGAUCUGGGAUACUUUGGCCGCGGCGAGAUGCAGAAGGAGUUUGAGGACGUUGCGUUUACGCUCAAGGUGGGCGAGCUGAGCGAUGUCGUGUCCACGGCGAGUGGGCUGCAUUUGAUUGAGAGAUUGGAGUAAGGAUGCCGCUCUGGAUGGCACGUGUGUAAACGAGGAGUGUAAUAUACCAAAAAGAGAACAAACAAAGGAUGAUGAUAACCGCCGGAAAGCGAGAAUAUUCAGUUCUGUCUCACCAAAAAAAGAAUUAAGAAAAAGAAAACAAAAGAUAUGCAAAACAGCAGUAAGCAAACCAAAGUAGGCCGCCGUUUCCCAUCACGAGGCUCGACGGUGGUGGGACAGACACCACGACGGGUAAAAUGCUCUUCAUCAUGGAGCCGUAAUUGUAACUUGCUGCCUUAUCAAGAAUCUUCUACCAACCAAGCAAAUGGCCCUCCUCAAA
Messenger RNA from Trichoderma harzianum CBS 226.95, 1021 nucleotides. RefSeq lists its product as hypothetical. The record is from RefSeq and is a predicted model, not a curated record. Gene Ontology annotation, cellular component: nucleus; cytosol. Gene Ontology annotation, molecular function: protein binding; peptidyl-prolyl cis-trans isomerase activity. Bases 169 to 702 code for a protein of 177 amino acids. The transcript is spliced from 4 exons. Lineage: Eukaryota; Fungi; Ascomycota; Sordariomycetes; Hypocreales; Hypocreaceae.